UUCUCCCUGCUGACGUUCAAGUCAACCAAGAGCCAUAAUUUACUGAUCAAGUUCACCCUCAGACCGAUAGUCUCACCGUCAAACUCGCUCAUCUUUCGUCCUGAACAGGUUUACGCACUCUUCCCAGCUGAACUGCAGUCUGAAGCAUACUUCUCCUGGGAUCAGCGACCCUCGUGUUCCUUCUGCUCGUAUCCAUCUCCUCGCUACCAUUCCAUAGACGCGAUGCCUCGUGCUACCAGCAGAUCUUCAGGGUCGAGGGCCUCUGCUCCGGCGAGGCCCGCGCCGAGGCCAGCGCCUGCAUCGCACACUCACUCCGCGCCUCCACCCGCACCAGCAGCGCAACCCGCGCCUCCCCCGGCUCAACCAGCAGCAGCCUCUGGAGGGGGAAGCAUGCUGGGUGGACUGAUGCAGACGGUGGGAGGGCAUGGCGUUUGGCACUGGCUCCGCCAUCGCCAACAGAGCGGUGGAUGCCAUCAUGGGUCCGCGCACUGUGGUGCAUGAGCAUGUAAAUUCCGCAGCUCCUGCUGCUCCUUCUGCCGCUGCGCCUGCUGCAGCUCCUGCAGUUGCCAGCUCGCCGACGGACUGUGCUCAGCUGCAGCAGGACUUCACCAAGUGUGUGGAAGCUCAUGGGAGUGACAUCUCCAAGUGCCAGUUUUACCUAGACAUGCUCAAUGAGUGCAAGCGGAAUGCCCUUCAGGAACUGUGCUUCAGUGAGGGUAAUUGACAACAGUUCAAUAUUAUUUGGUGCAGGGCCUCAGAUUGCAGGCUUUUUACCCUGAUUCAGGGUAAAUCAGGGCUUUUUUGGGGGGUGACCCUGAUGACACAGGAUUUUUUUAAGACAGAGGCCUGAAAUUUCAGGGUUUUUUUAAGAGUGAACUCUGAUCGAUCAGCGUGCGUAGUGUAGUGUGGCCUGUUUUUUCCAGCGUCGUAACGAAGCCCGACCCUGAUUCUUCUAAUAGCGGAUUCCCAGUCCCAACUCCCCCGCCCCGUGAUUUCCGUGAAUCCCCCCCCACCGUCCCUGUCAAUGACGCCGACUCGAGUGUGACCAACCAGAUUCCAGCCCCGCUGGAGAAUAUUCUAUCAAACAGUGAAAUUGAUGAAUAGAGAGAGAGAGUACACAAACAUAUACCUA
Messenger RNA from Closterium sp. NIES-67, 1132 nucleotides. The record is from the annotation of a GenBank genome assembly. NCBI's taxonomy places the organism in Eukaryota, Viridiplantae, Streptophyta, Zygnematophyceae, Desmidiales, Closteriaceae.